Messenger RNA from Salmo salar (Atlantic salmon), 2686 nucleotides. Lineage: Eukaryota; Metazoa; Chordata; Actinopteri; Salmoniformes; Salmonidae. The record is from RefSeq and is a predicted model, not a curated record.
GUAGAGUUACAUGAAACAGAAAGUCAUCUUUCACACUGCCAUUGCUUAACCUACAGGAGAGAGCACCACAAUGGCAGAGAAUCAGGAACUGUUCUGUUGCUCCAUCUGUCUGGAUCUACUGAAGGAUCCGGUGACUACUGCCUGUGGACACAGUUACUGUAUGGGUUGCAUUAAAGAAAGCUGGGAUCAGGAUGUUCUGAAAGGUGUCUACAGCUGUCCUCAGUGCAGAGAGACAUUUAUCCCAAGACCUGUUCUGAAGAGAAACACCGUUCUGGCUGAAGUGGUGGAGAAACUGAAGAAGACAGGACUCCAGGCUGCUCCCCCUCCUGCUCUGUGCUAUGCUGGACCUGGAGAUGUGGCGUGUGAUUUCUGCACUGGGACCAGAAAGCAGAAAGCCCUCAUGUCCUGUCUGGCAUGUCUGGCCUCUUACUGUGAGACUCACCUCCAAUCUCACCAUGAAUCUCCUGCUUUGAAGAAGCACAAGCUGGUCAAAGCCACCGCACAACUACAGGAGAAGAUCUGCUCUCAUCAUGACAAACUGCUGGAGGUUUACUGUCGUACCGAUCAGCAGUGUAUCUGUUAUCUGUGUACAAUGGAUGAACAUAAAGGCCAUCAUACAGUGUCAGCUGCAGCAGAGAGGACUGAGAAACAGAGGCAGCUGGGGAUGAGUCAGCAGAAGGUCCAGCAGAGAUUCCAGGAGAGAGAGAAGGAGCUGAAGAAUCUCCAAAAAGCUGUGAAGUCAUUCAAGCGCUCUGCACAGGCAGCAGUGGAGGACAGUGAUCAGAUCUUUACUGAGCUGAUCUGCUCCAUUGAGAGAAGGAGCUCUGAGGUGAAGGAGCUGAUCAGAGCCCAAGAGAAGGCUCAAGUGAGUCAAGCUGAAGGACUCCUGGAGCAACUGAAGCAGGAGAUAGCUGAGCUGAGGAAGAGAAGCACUGAGCUGGAGCAGCUCUCACACACAGAGGAUCACAUCCAAUUCCUCCAUAGUUAUCAGUCUCUCUCCAGUAUCAGUGUAUCUUCAGACUUACCCAGCAUCGUUGUCCGUCCUCUUCAGUACUUUGGAGAUGUGAGUAAGACUCUGUCUGAACUGAGAGAGAAACUAGAAGACUUCCUUAAAGGAGAAUGGACCAAGAUCUCAACUACAGUGAAUAUAGUGGAUGUUGUACUGCCUCCAAAGCCCAAGACCAGAGAACAGUUGUUACAAUAUUCCUGUCAACUCACACUGGACCCAAACACAGCAUGCACAUACCUCUCUCUGUCUGAAGGGAACAGAAAGGUGACCUAUACAGACCAAGUCCAACCAUAUCCUGACCAUUCAGACAGAUUCACCAACUACUGGCAGGUUAUGUGUAGAGAGGGUCUGUCUGGACGCUGUUACUGGGAGGUGGAGUGGAGUGGGGAGUGGGUUUAUACAGCAGUCUCAUAUAAAGACAUCAGCAGAACAGGGUCAGAUGGUGGAUUUGGAUACAAUAACAAGUCUUGGAGUUUACUGUACUAUAGAGGUGGUUAUUGUUUCAGACACAAUAACGUUGAGACUGAAGUAUCAGGCCCUCAGUCCUCCAGAGUAGGAGUGUACCUGGAUCACAUGGCAGGUACUCUGUCCUUCUACAGUGUCUCUGACACAAUGACCCUCCUCCACAGAGUCCAGACCACAUUCACUCAGCCCCUCUAUCCUGGGGUUUGGCUUACUGGUACUGUUGAGCUGGUUAAACUGUAGUAGGGUCCACAUAGAUACUAGUCAUGCUGGUGUAGUCUAUAGCUGAGCUGGUUAAACUGUAGUAGGGUCCACAUAGAUACUAGUCAUGCUGGUGUAGUCUAUAGCUGAGCUGGUUAAACUGUAGUAGGGUCCACAUAGAUACUAGUCAUGCUGGUGUAGUCUAUAGCUGAGCUGGUUAAACUGUAGUAGGGUCCACAUAAAUACUAGUCAUGCUGGUGGUGAUGGUCCCCAGAUGUGAUGAUUUAUUCUACUCUGUUUCAUCUACAAUGAUUUAACUGAUUUCAUCUUCAGAUGUUCUGAAUUAAAAUAAACAUUCAAUGUAUUCAUAUCUAUUUAAAUACAAUGUUUUAAUCGUGUACAUUUCCAUGAAUCAUGAUGUAUGGUGUUGAUGUAUAUUGGUUGUCAUUCAGAACCAUUGAUAUGUUUUCUCAGUUGGUUCUCUGUCUCUAUGUAAUUCUCCUCAGUAUCAUUGAUCAGCUUGUAGGCUCGGCCCUAAUUGAUGUGUUCUCUGUCACCUGGAGCUGCAUGGAAAAUGGUCCAGGAACAAAAGGACAAUUCAGGACUAGUCAGCCCACUACAAGCUGGAAUCACUUACUUUCUACUAAAGUAUAUGGUCUGGUUUCCCAGACACCGAUGAAUCCUAGUCCUGGACUAAAAACAUGUUCAAUGUCGAUGUCCAGGAUACCGGCCCUAAAUGUGUCAUCUUUCAUCCUCCCAUACUGCUCAGUCCAGCAACAUUAAACCUGUCCAGCAGGUGGUGGUAUUGACCAAACAAUAAAACCAGCAGAUAUCUUGACUUGCCACUCAGUAUAUCAGUCAUGUUCAGAAUAGUACUUUUAAUAUCAUUGGACAUCGAUGGUCUUUUUAAUCCACUAUCCAGAGUCAGGAACAGAUGAAGUUAGGUCUGCUACUGUUCAGUGAUUAAAUAUGAUUUAUGGUGAUGGGAAAUAAAAAAUACAACACUAAACUUCA